Messenger RNA from Sorex araneus (European shrew), 1997 nucleotides. RefSeq names its product DENN domain containing 2D (gene DENND2D). The transcript is spliced from 12 exons. Lineage: Eukaryota; Metazoa; Chordata; Mammalia; Eulipotyphla; Soricidae. Gene Ontology annotation, cellular component: cytosol; nucleoplasm. The coding region runs from base 73 to 1479 and encodes 468 amino acids. The record is from RefSeq and is a predicted model, not a curated record.
GGCGCCGGGGCCCCCGCGGGAAAGCGAAAGUGUCGGGGUGCGCGGGGGGAGGGGCACACGGAGCCGAGGGCCAUGGACGGGCUCGGCCGCCGCCUGCGAUCCAGCCUGAGAUUCAAGCGCGGCCGUGGGGUUUCAGCGCCUCCACAAGAUAGCACUGGGGCCACAGACAAGGAACCAGAAAGGACUCAGGAAUACAGUUUGUCCAACCUCACUGGAGGCCAGCACUUCUUUGAAUACCUUCUUGUGGUUUCCCUAAAAAAAAAGCCCUCCGGGACCAAUUAUGCACCCACAAUCACCUACCAGUUUCCCAAGCGGGAGAAUCUGCUUCGGGGCCAACAGGAGGAGGAGGAGCGGCUGCUCAAAGCCAUUCCCUUAUUCUGCUUCCCAGACGGAAACGAGUGGGCACCGCUUACUGAGUAUCCCAGGGAGACCUUCUCCUUUGUUCUGACCAAUGUGGACGGCAGCAGGAAGAUUGGCUACUGCAGGCGCCUCUUGCCCGCCGGCACCGGCCCUCGCCUCCCGAAGGUAUACUGUAUCAUCAGCUGCCUCGGCUGCUUCGGCUUGUUCUCCAAGAUCCUGGACGAAGUGGAGAAGAGGCAUCAGAUCUCCAUGGCGGUCAUCUAUCCCUUCAUGCAAGGCCUUCGAGAGGCGGCCUUCCCUGCUCCUGGGAAGACUGUCACUCUCAAGAGCUUCAUCCCCGACUCAGGAACUGAGUUCAUCUCGCUAACGAGGCCUCUGGACUCCCACCUGGAGCAUGUGGAUUUCAGUUCUCUUGUGCGAUGUCUCUGUUUUGAGCAGAUUCUCCAGAUCUUUGCCUCUGCAGUGCUAGAGAGAAGGAUCAUCUUCCUGGCAGAUGAUCUCAGCACCUUGUCUCAGUGCAUCCAUGCUGCUGCCGCUCUGCUCUAUCCCUUCAACUGGGCACACACCUACAUCCCUGUCGUCCCUGAGAGCCUUUUGGCCACCGUCUGCUGCCCCACCCCCUUCAUGGUUGGAGUACAAAUGCGUUUUCUGCAGGAGGUCCUGGACAGCCCUAUGGAAGAGGUCCUGUUGGUGAAUCUCUGUAAUGGCACCUUCAUAAUGUCAGUUGGUGAUGAAAAAGAUAUACUGCCCUCCAAGCUUCAGGACGACAUUUUAAACUCUCUUGGCCAGGACAUCAGUGAUUUACAGACUUCAGAGCAAAUCAACGAGCAUGUUUCAGGUCCUUUUGUGCAGUUCUUUGUCAAGACUUUGGGCCAUUAUGCUUCCUAUAUCAAGCGGGAGGCAAAUGGACAAGGCCAUUUCCAAGAAAGGUCUUUCUAUAAGGCUCUGAGUAACAAGCUUGUCAGGAGAUUUGUGAAGAAGUUUGUGAAGACACAGCUCUUUUCCCUUUUCAUUCAAGAAGCAGAGAAAAGCAAGAAUCCUCCUGCAGGGUAUUUCCAACGGAAAAUACUUGAGUAUGAGGAACAGAAGAAACAGAAGAAAUCAAAGACUGUGAAAUAAGGGUGACAGUGAGCAGGACUGACACGAUCAACAGGCCAGUUCUGGACUCUGGUCUGCAGGAUAGCAUCAGCCAAGCUCUCGGCCUGCACACUCCACAGGGCUCUGAGUCCUGACUCCUGGCCUUGCAUUGAGCUGGUGUCUGAGUGUGGAAUCCUGGAAUCAGCUGUCUCAUGCCCCUGGGAGGCUUUGACCUCCUUGCUCACGGAGCUGGGCUCCAAGCUGCCUUUCUUCCGAGGUGAUCCAGAGCCAACACAGUAGCACAGGUGGUUAGGGACUUACUUAGAAGCUGCUGCAACUGUCCUCUCCUGGGAGCCACUUUUUAUAGUUUUCCACAGAGGUAGCAGUUGGCCCCAGGCCUCAGUCUCUCCGAAUUUAAAAAAAAAAAGAAAAAGAAAACAAGAGGUCUGUGGGCAUGUGAGGAUAAGAAUAAAGAUCAAAAUAAAAAUUUUCCUGUGGUUAAUGUGCACGUUUGGUUCCCAGUAUGAGGGGAGAAGCAGGAAAAUUGAGGAUGAACUAGA